AUGGCGGACUUGAGCAACAUCCUUGCUGCGCUGGCCGCUCAGCGUCAAGGAGGCACGCCUUCACAAGGUCCUCCACCACCCGUUCCAGGCGCUCCCUUCCCUCCUCCGCAGUAUGCAGCUCCUCCAGGCAAUGCAUUACCCUACGGUCUUCCUCAACCCAUUAGCUCCGGUAGUGUUGAUCUGGCCAACAUCCAGCCCGUUAGCUCUGGCUCUGUGAGCAUUGCAGACGCUAUUGCCAAAGCCCGUGGCAUCGCUGCGGAAAAGGGUAUUUCUUACGAUCCUAGCAGACUGCCCAUGAACCCAGACCCACGUAGCGGCGGUCGAGGCUACAGACGCUCAAGAUCACCCUCCCAUUCGCCCCCACGUACGAGGCAAGAUGGUUACCAGGACGCCUACAACCCUUACCGAGACGAGCGACGCGGCAAUGAUCGUGGAUACGGCCGGGAGCGUUCCCUCUCACCAAGACGUGGUCAUUUUUCGCCACCCAGAUUUCGCGAUGACAGAUCACCUGGCCAAGACCGAGGUGGCAGUGUUGAAGGUGAAUCUGAGGUAGUUCCUCUCGACAAAGGUGUCGUAGGGUUGGUCAUUGGCAGAUCCGGAGAAAAUCUUCGGAGGAUCGAAAGUACCACUGGUGCUCGUGUACAGUUUCUCGAUGGUCCAGAAGUCGCUGGCACACAGAGACAUUGCAGAAUCUCGGGCAAUCGCUCCUCACGGUCGGCAGCGAAAGCGGAGAUCUUCAAAGUCAUUGACGACAACGAAACGACCAAAAGAGGUGCCGAAAAGCCGCGCAGCCAGAUCAAAACCACGACUAUCUCAACAAAAGAUGGAGACAGCCUCCAGAUGAUGGUUCCCGAUCGGACAGUUGGAUUGAUUAUUGGAAGAGGUGGUGAAACCAUUCGUGAUCUACAAGACAAGAGCGGUUGUCAUGUCAACAUUCUGGGAGAGAACAAAAGUGUCAAUGGGUUGCGCCCCGUCAAUCUCAUUGGUAGCGCAUCCGCUCAGCAGUAUGCGCGCGAUCUGAUUCUAGAAAUCGUGGAGAGUGAUCAGAAGGGUAUCAGCAUCAAAGACCUUCACCGUGAGCGAGAAGAGACUCAAGGCAAAAUCAACGAUCACAUUGUGGUACCGGGCGAGGCAGUCGGCAUGAUAAUUGGUAAAGGGGGUGAGUCGAUUCGUGACAUGCAAAACCAGACAGGGUGCAAGAUCAACGUCUCGCCUGCUAGCGGACGAGACGUCGAACGCGAAAUUGGAUUGAUAGGCACAAGGCACGCCAUUGACGCUGCCAAACGUGCCAUCAUGGACAAGGUCGAAACAGUGCGUGCUCGAUCUCAGGGGCGUGACAAUCGAGACGACUACACCGAGCGAUACGCAUCACAACCGUCCAGCUAUGCACCGCCGAGUGGAGCACCUGCGCCUCAAGCGGCUGCACCGCCUUCUGAGGGAGCGGCGGAUCCUUAUGCUGCUUAUGGUGGCUACCAGAACUACUUGCAGAUGUGGUACGCCGCCAUGGCAGCACAGCAACAACAAAGUGGCCCAGGUCAAGGUGAGCAACGAUAA
Molecule: messenger RNA, 1554 nt
Organism: Exophiala viscosa
Lineage: Eukaryota; Fungi; Ascomycota; Eurotiomycetes; Chaetothyriales; Herpotrichiellaceae
Exons: 4
Coding region: 1-1554 (517 amino acids)
Biological process (GO): regulation of gene expression
Cellular component (GO): cytoplasm; nucleus
Molecular function (GO): mRNA binding
Source: RefSeq, a predicted model, not a curated record